This is a messenger RNA of Cuscuta epithymum, 4436 nucleotides long. Lineage: Eukaryota; Viridiplantae; Streptophyta; Magnoliopsida; Solanales; Convolvulaceae. The record is from the annotation of a GenBank genome assembly.
GAAUCAAUUUUCAUAGAAAUCGAGUCUUGGUGUAUGUUUAAGCAAUUUAUUGACAAGCUAAAUACAAUCUAAUUUGAGUAGGGAACGUGCAAGAAUUAAUGGAGCUAAAAUUAAUAAAGCCAAAUGAAAGUUUUUCUAAUGAUGAAACGAGAGCAGUAUGUAUUGUAAUUAGCAAGUUUAUGGGCUUGAGUACAACAGCAAAAAGAAGAAUUGAUCUAAAAUGAUCCUCACCUUUUCCUUAUGAAUUGAGCUAUAUUUAUAUUAAAACUCUACUCUACGUAAGUGGCUUAACUGCCCGGCCAAUUUGUCUCCAGCUUCCUAGCCUUUAUCUGUCAGUUGGAUUCUUCCCACUAUCCCAUCUAUUUUGCCGCUAGUUGAACUGAUCGUGCAUAUCCUUUCUUUAAUCAUACCUUGUAUCAUUAUCUAUUAGCCUUCCCCCACUACUUUAUAUUUCUUUGUGCCACGUCAUCCAUUUAUUGAUUUUAGUGGCCCAACAAUUGCCCCCUUUCGAGAAGUUGAAGCGAAUGGGUGCGCAUGUCAAGCCGUUAAGCAUCAACUUUUCGAAAUCUUGGAAGGACCUACAUCUGUCAUCUUUGAUUAUUGCACAUAUCAACUCGUCAUCAAUCUGACAAAUCAUGUUGUCAACCCGUCACUCGAAUGACAAGACGUUUCUAUCGAUCCGUCAUUUAUCUGGCGAGAUGCUUCCUUCAACUCGUCGCUCGUCUGAAGAGACGACUUCCGUCAACUCGUCAUUUGUAUGAGGAGACGCUUCUAUCAACCUGUCACUCAUCUGGUGAGAUACUUUUGUCAACCCGUCAAUCUUCAGAUAAGACGCUUCCGUCAACUUGUCACUUUCCUUACAAGUAAUUUUUGAUCGAACCCGUCUCUUUGACUGAAGCGACGAGGAAUGAAGGCUGAUCUCAUACUCUCUUCCUCCAAAUUGUGCUAAUGAAUCAUAACUAGUCAGUGCUGACGAGAUGAAACUUCAUCCAAGUUGAUGUUGUCACUUCAGUUGACUAAGGAAACAGCAUCCGUCAUUGAAGAUGACGAGAUGGGUUGUGCGAACUUGGUCCAUAUCCUGCAAAAACUUUAAAUAGCGUUACGUUUGUCGUUUGCACUAUCUCCUUAUGUGGGAGCAUGUGCUUAUGUUGUGUAGUUCUAUAUUUUUGUUGUACGCGUGUUGUCAUAUAUGUUUUGAUUGCACGUGCGUUGUCAUAUAUGUUUUGGUUGCACGUGCGUUGUCAUAUAUGUUUUGGUUGCACGUGCGUCGUCAUAUACGUGUGUAGGUUUUGGCCAAAAAAUAUAUAUGUUGUAAGGGCCGGCUGGGACUGUUAUCCAUGAUCUUCUCAUGGGCAGCCCAGCCCUUUCCCAUUUGAUGUUAGUGUAUAAUAUGUAACUGGCAUGAGCAUGGUUGAAAUCUUAGUUGCCUCGGUAACUGCUUGAUCUUGUGCUUCGAGAUAGUCCUGCAUCCAUUAAAAACCGUCGAAGCUGGCCGUUGGCUUUGGGCCAACGGCCCUCUGAUGAUUAAGUCAGUAAAAGCAAUGAAUAUAUCUUGAAGCAGAAAUGUAUUCUCUACACCGAAUACGUCACAACUUUCUAUGAACAAGAUGACCACAUAAUGUUUCCAUAAAGGAUCCAAAAUUUAUUGAACUCAAGCUUAGAAAUGAGAUAAGUUACUGAGAUUAAAACAUGCACAAAAAAUAAUUCAAAGGAAAUGCACAAAUUGAACAUGACGCUUUAACAGAUUCGUCGUACUCGAUACGUCAUUGUUUUCUAAAUGAACUUACAAGGACCUGUGACGUAUUAAAGUAACUUACUGAUGGUGCUUCAAUAAACUUGGCGUCUCGUUUGGUUUUCUGUACUCAAAACGUUGUUAGGGUUGGUCGUUGGCCUUAAGCCAACGGCCCUCCGAUGAUUAAGUAAGUGAUCGUUUAUAGAUAAAUGAAAAUAAUAGAUUAAGAAUAUGUAUACCAAUCUAGAUAAGUUAUCACCAUAACAUGUCUACCGUAGGACGAUAUGCCCCCCGUCUGACGAUUUCAAUCAUUUCGUCACUUAUCACGAAAGUGACUCGUCACGGAAAGGACUCGUCACGGAAGUGACUCGUCGCUGAAGUGACUCGUCACGAAAGUGAUUCGUCACGGAAGUGACUCGUCAAGAAAGUGAUUCGUCACCAAAGUGAUUCAUCAUCAAAAUGAUUCGUAACGAAAGCGAUCCGUCACAGAAAUGACUCGUCACGGAAUUGAUGACAAUAUGCGAAAGAAAGUAACAAACUAAAAAUGAAACAACUUUUAAGGGUACCGUAUUGCAGCUCUUUAGAAUCUGUCUAUCAUCGGACGAUGUGCCCCCCGUCCGAGAUAUCAACCACUUUGUCUUGUUCAUCUCGUCAUGGAAUGACGACUCGUUCCUCGGGUCUUGAAUAAGGUUUCCCAGACUUGUAAUCGUGCCUCCUAUGAGAUUCUGAUUUCCCGUGCCCCCAUUCAUGCUCAACAUGUCCAAGACGGGAUCGUAAGUCUUCUUCUAGACGGAUGAAAGCCAACGCCUUUGCUUGGACCUCUUCGAAGGAUCGACAAGGGUAUUUCGUCAGUUCUCGGUAUAGCUCUGAAUCUCCAUACAAACCUCUUCUGAAUGCUUCAAUGACGGUAGAAACGUCACAUUUUUGGAUCGACACCUUCCUUAUGUUGAAUCUGUGCAAAUAAUCUCUAAGUGAUUCACCAUGCCUCUGUGUGACUUGAUAUAAGUCACUGGUUCGUCUUUUCAAUACCUUGCUACUUGCGAACUGUCGAUUGAAAAGAUUGACGAGUUCGGCAAACGAACCGACGCUUCCAUUCGGAAGAUUGACGAACCAUGUCAAAGCGGGACCAGUCAAUGUCAUGCCGAAUCCCUGACACAUGCAUGCCUCUCUCUGUUCAGGUCUAACGGAGACGGUCGACAUCACUUGCUUAUACCGCGCGACAUGUUCUCCAGGAUCCGUGGUUCCGUCAAAUGGCUCCAUGGUUGGUACGUCAAAUUUAUUCGGUAGUUGGACACGAAUGAUCGAAUCGUCAAAAGGUGAAUCUUCAUAACAUGUUCGUGACGCUCUGUCCAAGGGCGUGGGUACCCCUGGUAAUCCGUUGAGUUUGUCCUACAUCUGACGCACUUGCUCCAUCAACAUGGACAUCUGAUCUGCUACGGCUGGGUGGAUUGGUAUUGGGAUAGAAGACGUUGGUCCUACUAUCUGGGUGACUUCAGGACGGGUUGGUGACGGGAUGAAAUUCACUUCGGGGCGUCGCUCUGGAAGCGUCGACGCUGAUGUCGUGACAGGUCUGCCAAAGCGUUCCGUCAGAGGCUCUAGAAAUGAUACACUAGGCUCAUUCCGUCUGGCGUACUGUAUGAAACUUGAUGGGCCGGCUUCUGCACCAUUCCUGCUCCUGUAAUGUGGGAUUGACGGUUCCGUCAUGGUGGAGUACAGAGUCGUCGUCGGCAGGCUUUGAGUUGCUGCUUGCAAGCCUGAUCCGUUUGCCCUGACCCGAAGAGAUUCCGGGAAGAAACAAACCGGUAUGUUGGCUGGUGGUGUCGUCGUUGGCAAGAGUGGCGUAUACGGAAUGACUUGCGAGAUUACCGUUGAGCAUGGCUCCCCAGUCGGUGUCGGUGACAGACCCAAUGUAAGAGAGACUGGAUCCGUCGAUGAUGCUGGUGGAUCCGUCGAUGUUGCGGGUGGAUCCGUCACAGCUGGGGAGAAACAAAGAUCCAGUCGUGUUACGGCAGUCAUUGUGUCACUCCUCCGGUUGAGCUUUGACUUUGAGGCUAUUGACACCGCAGACUGUACCUGGGACCGAAGUACAUCAUUUUCCUGUUGGAGAUGAGCCAUCUUCUCCGCCAUCUCGCGCCGGAUUUCAUCUCGGACCGUCUCUAAUUGCUCAUGGAAUUCAAUCAACAAUUGAUUUGCUCCUUCCAUAUGUGAUCUUUUUCUUGCACGAUGCCCCACGGUGGGCGCCAAAUUGUUUAAGCAAUUUAUUGACAAGCUAAAUACAAUCUAAUUUGAGUAGGGAACGUGCAAGAAUUAAUGGAGCUAAAAUUAAUAAAGCCAAAUGAAAGUUUUUCUAAUGAUGAAACGAGAGCAGUAUGUAUUGUAAUUAGCAAGUUUAUGGGCUUGAGUACAAUAGCAAAAAGAAGAAUUGAUCUAAAAUGAUCCUCGCCUUUUCCUUAUGAAUUGAGCUAUAUUUAUAUUAAAACUCUACUCUACGUAAGUGGCUUAACUGCCCGGCCAAUUUGUCUCCAGCUUCCUAGCCUUUAUCUGUCAGUUGGAUUCUUCCCACUAUCCCAUCUAUUUUGCCGCUAGUUGAACUGAUCGUGCAUAUCCUUUCUUUAAUCAUACCUUGUAUCAUUAUCUAUUAGCCUUCCCCCACUACUUUAUAUUUCUUUGUGCCACGUCAUCCAUUUAUUGAUUUUAGUGGCCC